AUGUCUGAAAGGUCGCAGAGUCCGGAGUGCCAAAUCAGGCCGUAUGACUUCAGUCGGACCAACCCUUGCACCCAGGUUUUGGGUCAUGAGGGUUCGGGCAGCUCUGCGCCAUUCCAGCUUCCCCACGGCGUCCUGCCAGACCCGGGCCUCUUCUACAACAAAUCCGCGUAUGGUGGCAUCGCACCAGCAUCCGCACAGACGUUUUUCGCUUUCCCACCGGUCACCAGUGACUACAGGGGAUCCGAUCUUCAGGCUGGAGAGUUUGGGCAACCCAAGCACUGGUAUCCAUUCGCUGCGCCCGAGUACACCGGCCAGGUACCCGGCGUAACUGCAGCCACCCAGCCUACAAACAUGAGUCCCUCCAUAGCUGAGACUCGGGAGCAAAUCAAACUGCCCGACAUAAAGACUGAGAAGGACACCAGCAAUGACUACUCGGAGAUUAAGGUUCAGCAGUACUCAACGGCGCCAGCCUCCGCCGCCAUGUCCCAUGGAGUCUUCUACUCUCCGGCCUGGAACCCGUCCUUCUGGCCCGGGAUCACCCACAUUACAGCACCCGGUAGCGGUAAUCAGAAUCCCUCCACAUCAUCUGCGUCUUCACCAUCUAUGUCCCCCUCUCCCCCAAGCAACGGGCUUCCAGGGAACGCGUUUUUUAGCGUGAACACUACCCAGACUGCCGCCGGGCCCCAGACGCAGAACCCGGCCUCCUCCACGCGGAGCAGCGGGUCCUCCAGCGGCGGAUGCAGCGACUCGGAGGAGGAGAAUCUUUCCACAGAAGAACUGGAGCUGUUCGCUAAGGACCUGAAACACAAGCGCAUUACCUUGGGUUUCACUCAAGCCGAUGUUGGCCUUGCCCUGGGUAACCUUUAUGGUAAGAUGUUCAGCCAGACCACCAUUUGCCGCUUUGAGGCUCUGCAGCUAAGCUUUAAGAACAUGUGCAAGCUGAAGCCCCUUCUUCAGAGAUGGCUGAAUGAGGCAGAGACCUCAGACAAUCCCCAGGAUAUGUACAAGAUUGAGAGAGUAUUUGUUGACACCAGAAAGAGGAAGAGAAGGACCAGUCUGGAGGGAGCUGUGCGCUCUGCUCUGGAGUCUUACUUUAUCAAGUGUCCCAAGCCCAACACCCAAGAAAUCACACACAUCUCAGAUGACCUAGGUCUGGAGAGAGAUGUUGUCCGUGUAUGGUUCUGCAACCGAAGACAGAAAGGAAAGCGCCUGGCCUUGCCUCUAGACGAGGAGUGCGACGGCCAAUACUACGAGCAGAGUCCUUCCCCACUGAACAUGGUCACCUCCCCCAUUUCCAGUCAGGGCUACCCUGCUUCCAGCUACCACGGUGCCCCUCCUCCUACACUCUACAUGCCCCCGCUUCAUCGGCCUGACAUCUUGAAACAAACCCUGCACCCUGGACUAGUUGGUCACCUAACUGGAUAAACUCAGGUCCUCAGGUAUGCCAGAACCACAGAUUGCCUUCCCGCACCUCUGUCCAACCUCAACUAAAGCGGAAGAGGAGCCUCUAUAGCCAGUAACCAGAUUGACUAAUUGCGUCAGAUUGUGGGAUGGAAACAUUCCAAGUGGGGAGGCUCUUCUACUGACCACAGCAGGGGGAUUGUUGAAAGUGGUUGUGUUUUGCUGGUGAAAUGUAUCAAACUGCCAUGGGCAACAUCCUCCUUACAAUGACCAGCAACUAAGACACAUUUUAAACUGAAUAUGCCUUUUUUGUUUUCUUGGAUAAUGCAUAAUAAGUUAUUCAAUAGGCUUUAUUUAUCAUUGCCGGUUUAGAACAAUGUCAAGGUGAGAUUUGGUACCGAUGUUAACUUGCUACAAUACAUGGUCCAGUUGUUGGGUGAGGAUGUGUGUAAUGUGAGCAGGGUUAAAGAGCCAAGUAAUUCCUUCCACUUUUGCCAAAUCUCGUGCAGGUUUUCUGUGACGCAGGUGAGGAAAGAUCUUGG
Messenger RNA from Cyclopterus lumpus (lumpfish), 1943 nucleotides. RefSeq names its product POU domain, class 5, transcription factor 3 (gene pou5f3). The record is from RefSeq and is a predicted model, not a curated record. The coding region runs from base 1 to 1425 and encodes 474 amino acids. The transcript has 5 exons. NCBI's taxonomy places the organism in Eukaryota, Metazoa, Chordata, Actinopteri, Perciformes, Cyclopteridae. Gene Ontology annotation, molecular function: RNA polymerase II cis-regulatory region sequence-specific DNA binding; DNA-binding transcription factor activity, RNA polymerase II-specific. Gene Ontology annotation, biological process: regulation of transcription by RNA polymerase II.